GCUAGGGUUUAGGGGUUUUGUUUUCGAUGGAUGCUGGGGAGCGCCAAGUCCAGGUGCGCUUCACGACGCGGCUGGGGAGCGAUCUUCGCGUGGAAGCCACCGCAUUCUCGCUACCCGUGCAUCUCAAUCGCUACGGCCUCUCGCAGAUCAUCAACACGCUCCUCGCGCUAGAUAGCCCUCGGCCUUUCGAUUUCCUCUUCGAUGGAGAGCUCAUUCGUACCACUCUCGAGCAACUCUACUUGUCAAAGAAUCUUUCGGCUGAGAGCAUUCUUGUUCUUGAGUACAUUCUAGCAGUUGGACCGCCGGAGCUCCAAUCUUCGCAGCCCGAGAAGGAUUGGGUCAGUGCUGUGAAUGGUGUGAAUCCCAGUUUGAUUCUUUCCGGGUCUUACGACUCAUUUGCCAGAGCCUGGUUUCCGGAUGGGACUUGUGGUUCAGUUCUUAAGGGACACAGUGAUGCGAUCACGUCCAUUGCUGUAGCUGGUUCGUCGAAUGAUACUGAUCUCGAUGUUAUUACUUCUUCUAAAGAUAAAACCUUACGGCUUUGGAAGGUGCCUUUAAAACCAUCUUCAAGCACUCUAAGUUCAGUCAGGAUUUUUAAAGGCCAUGCUGCAUCGGUGCAAUGUGUUGCUGCAAGCCCCUCGAACACCCAGGUUUGCUCAGGCUCAUGGGAUUCGACAAUCAAGCUAUGGAAGAUCGACUCGGAAGAUGAAGACAACGAAGACGAACAGGCACUCAAGAAGCGGAAACUAGAUGGAGCAAAGCAAUCGAUUGCGCAGGUGACAGCCUUUACUACUCACAAAGAACACACUCAGUGUGUCGCGGCACUAGAAUGGCCCGAGGACAGAUACAUAUUCUCUGCGUCUUGGGAUCAUUCUUUCAGGCAAUGGGACGUUGAAACAAGCAUCAACACACUGACAAUGACGUGCAGCAAAGCCUUACACUGCCUGAGCGUCGGAGGUGAAGGAUCGUCGCUCGUAGCUACUGGUGGCGCAGACCCGGUGCUUCGUAUUUGGGACACUCGAAUGCCAGGUACGGUGGUACCGGUUUUGCAGUUGACGUCCCACACAUCGUGGAUCAGUGCUUGUAAAUGGCAUCGCCAGUCGCCCAAGCAUCUAUUAACCUCGUCCUACGAUGGCACUGUCAAGAUGUGGGAUAUAAGAAGUAAAGUUCCGCUUCAAACUGUAGAGGCGCACAAAGACAAGGUCCUUUGUGCGGAUUGGUGGCGGGAGGACACAGUAGUCACUGGUGGCGCCGAUUGCGAGUUUAAGCUAUUCAAAUACACACCGAUCGAAUGGCUAUGAGAGAACACUCUCCUGCGAGCACAGAGAGUAAGCGUGUCAUCUCAAAUCAUUCGAUCAUCGGUGACUUCGAAGUGUACCUUGAGAAUUUUUGGAAGUCAAGUUUAGAAUGCUUGUUAGUUCCUCCAGGUGAGAGAAUAAGAUCAGGAACCAUUUCGCUCACGAGUGCUUCGUUUGUCCGGAUCGUUUCACCAGUGCCGUGUUUCUUGAGUGUCAGCGCCCUCGUCAAAUCCAUCCGAUGGCCCCAUUACUUGAAACACCAUCUGUUUGUCAUACUUCGCCUUCCUUCUCGCAUCAAACUCCUCCCAGCCAUCAAUCUGAGUUGCGGUUUGCAAUGUAAGCAUUCAAGAAAAAAAUUCAGGAACAAGUAUACUUCUCUCA
Molecule: messenger RNA, 1679 nt
Organism: Selaginella moellendorffii
Lineage: Eukaryota; Viridiplantae; Streptophyta; Lycopodiopsida; Selaginellales; Selaginellaceae
Product: ribosome biogenesis protein WDR12 homolog
Exons: 13
Coding region: 27-1301 (424 amino acids)
Biological process (GO): ribosome biogenesis
Cellular component (GO): preribosome, large subunit precursor
Molecular function (GO): protein binding
Source: RefSeq, a predicted model, not a curated record